AUGGACAUCAGUUUCAGGCCACCCGAGCGCUUCGACGAAACUUCAAGCAGACACAAAUCCAUCAGCUCAGCUUCGUCCACAUCGACCGCUUCCAUCAUGUCCGUCGAUAGCCGCCAAGUCGACGAUGACGUCGACAUGAGCAUUCCAGAGCUUUCGCGCUCUUACGAAUCGACGCGCAGCUUCGACCUGCGCACACCCAUCAAACCCACCUAUGCACCACUCGGUUCCCUCGCGAAGAUGUCCAAUGCCACGACGCGCCGUCAAGAGGGCUUCGAGGUCGCUGCAGGUACAUUCUCGAGCCAAGAUUUGGAAAUCGCUGAAGAGCAUCUCAACGGUGGAGCCUACUCGAAGAGCGCUCAGGCAAGUGGUCCACGCCGGACGUCAGAAGACUCGCAAGCCGUCCUCGCCGACAGGCGCUCGCAGCUUGGGCUGAGCCUUGGCUUGGAGCUUCGUGGCUUGCCCCCGCUUGAAGGCGCGAAAGCCGAGCUCGUCGGCAGCCGCGAACCUCUCUGGAGCGAAAGUUUGCUGGAGCGACGCAACAACAAGUCAAGCGCAAAAUCUGACGGACCGCACGUGGGUGCACACAAGUUGAAGAUCAACUUGCCGUCUGCGGAGCCUUACGGAUCCAACAGACUGCCCCUUGCUUCCGGCAACUCUCUCUACCCCCAGACACCUGGUGGAUCUCUGUGCUCCACUGCUCGCGAUGGAGCGGUCUCUGGUGGGCCUCCUAUCAGCCCGUUCGAACCACCCACUCCCCUACGAGCCGUGCAGGAUGCGCGCACCAGUUACUGGUCCCCAGCAACUAACGGUGCCGGGUCUGCCGCGGAUGGUGGAAGCCAGACUGCUGCGUUCCUCCGUUCACCCAGCACCCCCACAGCAAACAUUGGCCGCAUCGGUCUCCAAAGAGUGGGAUCCAGUCCUCUGUCGCCCUUGUCUACGGAGUUUGCAACCUCCAUGAGCAUCAAACGACCCGAGCGGCGACCUUUUUCCCGCAGCGGAGGUAGCGGCGGCGCGAGCAGUACCAAUAGCAGCGAAGCAGCUUCAAUGUCCGGCUCAUCAACAAGCACCGCUUUGACGCCCCCUUUCUCGCCGAUCGCCCUGGCGCGAAGCUUGCCGGGAGAGUCUGCAGACGAAUUGAGCAAGAUGCAGCGCACUGGCACUUCUGGAUCAGCGAGCUCCACCAGCUCGUCGAAAAAGCGCCAGAGUGAUGCUGGCCACACUGUGGUUCGCUCUUUGAGCGCGACUAGAAGCAAAUUCUCCAAGCCGGCCAAGGUCGCACCGUACCCUCAACGCGAAGACCUCAACCUGCCACCGUCGCCUCUGUCUCAGCCUUCGUCUCAGAGCACAGCUGACACAUCGCUUGGGGACAGCCCCUUGAUGCUCCCAACUUCAUUGAGUGUCAGCCAGAGCCUCAAGUCUCCCGUCAGCGGGCUCAAAAUCCCAUCCUCGAGCCCAAUGACAAAGUCGGCGUCGGCCCCAAGCCCCAAGCUUACCGUCUCUGCCCGGCACUUGUCGAACCAUCAUCUGCAUGCCGACUUUGCUCGUCAAUAUGUACUGGGUGACGAGCUAGGUAGUGGUGGGUUCGGCUUCGUCGUCCGUGCCACCCGUGUCUGCGAUGGGUUUCCUGUCGCCGUCAAGUUCAUCUUCAAGGACAAGGUGCCCAACCACGGUUGGGUGCGCGACCCCAGUCUUGGCGUGAUUCCCAUGGAAGCGUUUGUUCUGAAGGUCGUCAAACACCCCGGUGUAGUCAGAUUUGUCGACCUCUUCGACGAUGAUGCCUACUUUUAUCUGAUCAUGGAGCACCACGGAACACCCUGGCAAGCUCCGGAACCGACAUCCGCCAAGACACCGAAGAACGCCAACGAAAGCACUCCUCAAGAGAAGACUCCUAAAGGAAUGCCUACUUCCUCGCCCAUGAAGACAUCCAAGUCUCAACCGUCAGCGGUAAAAGGGUCUCCCAGCUUUGCCAUCUUCCCUCCCGAAAGCAAGAUUGCUUCGCCGCUCAAGUUGGACACUGCACUGUCGGCGGAGACUGAACUCACGUCCUCGCCGAUCUCACCCGCAUCCGCAAUCUCGCCCACAAGGGCCGAGAGCUUACACCCUGCGCCCAUGGAACGCCGCUCAUCCUGCGAUCUCUUCGAGUGCAUCGAGCAACACUCGCGUUUGUCCGAAAACAAAGCUCGAUGGGUCUUUGCCCAGAUCGUCGAGGCUGUCUACCACCUCGACACCAUGGGCAUUACUCACCGAGACAUCAAGGACGAGAAUUGCGUCAUCGAUGCUGACUUCAAUGUCAAGCUCAUCGACUUUGGCUCUGCCGUCAUUGCCGAUCCGCGCAAACCACCUCCAUACUUCAAUCGCUUCUUCGGGACGAUGACCUUUGCGAGCAGCGAGAUUCUGCAAGGACAGUCGUACCGUGCUCCUCAGGCCGAAGUCUGGAGUCUUGGCGUCCUCCUCAGCAUUCUUCUGAGUGGAGAGGGUCCGUUCGCAGAUCAAGAUGCCGCUAUGCGCGGUAAAAUUACCCGUCCUAAAGGUGCAUGGAGCCACGACGCCCUGAACCUCCUUCUAGGCUGCCUGGAAGUCAACCCUGAUCGUCGCGCCACGAUUGCGCAGGUGCGCGACCACCCGUGGGUCCGCUCCGCCUGGUCGCUCCGAGGACUUCGUCGCCCCUCAUCGUAA
Messenger RNA from Ceraceosorus bombacis, 2676 nucleotides. The record is from the annotation of a GenBank genome assembly. NCBI's taxonomy places the organism in Eukaryota, Fungi, Basidiomycota, Exobasidiomycetes, Ceraceosorales, Ceraceosoraceae.